AAAGAAUACAAGACAAUAAUUGUAUUGACAUACACUAUAAAUUGAAAUGUUUCACUGUUCCUCAGUAUUUAGACCUGAAGUGAAAAGGUUGGUUGGGAAAGGAUGCUGUCCUCCCAGCUGGUUCAGAUCCUUGCUUUAACAGCUGCGUUGCUGAUAGAAGCUCAUGCGCAGAUAAAAUGUCCAGGUCCCCAAGGACCUCGUGGGGAAACUGGACUUCCUGGCCCUCAGGGACCAAAGGGCGAUCCUGGCAUCCAAGGACCUGCUGGUCCAACAGGUCCCCAAGGACCUCCUGGACAAAAUGGACCUCCUGGCCCUCAAGGACCAAAGGGCAACCCAGGUGUCAGAGGACCUGCUGGGCCACCAGGUGUGCCUGCCAGCCAAGAUCCUAAGCUACAAAAGGACAUCAAAAAACUUCAAUGCAGACUGGCCAGAAUGGAAAAAGCUUUGACCUUGGAAGGAAAGAUAGCGAUUGUUGGAGAUAAGCUGUUCGCCUCUACUGGGAAGUCAUCUGUGUUUGGGCAAACAGAAGCGACUUGCCAAGAAGCCCACGGCUCCAUUGCUGCACCAAGGAACCUGAAUGAGAACAAAGCUAUUCAGAAGAUUGUGCAAUAUUAUAACAGUUACGCCUAUCUGGGUAUUAUGGAGAGCGAUCAGCCGGGGAAAUUCCAUUUCCAGAAUGGGGAGCCUUUGAAUUUUACCAACUGGUACAAGAAUGAACCUUCAGGUCAAGGAGCAGAAAAAUGUGUGGAAAUGUACAAUGAUGGCACUUGGAAUGAUAAAAUGUGCAACAAUUACCGCCUUGAGGUCUGUGAAUUUUAAGACCAACCCAAGGUUGAAUGUUCCUUAAAAUAUAACUUGGUGUGAUUCUUCUGUCCACCCCCCCCCCAAAAAAAAUCAAUAAAAUUCCUUGGCAUUU
Notechis scutatus (mainland tiger snake) is the source of this 916-nucleotide messenger RNA. The record is from RefSeq and is a predicted model, not a curated record. NCBI's taxonomy places the organism in Eukaryota, Metazoa, Chordata, Lepidosauria, Squamata, Elapidae.